This is a messenger RNA of Ectocarpus siliculosus, 1299 nucleotides long. NCBI's taxonomy places the organism in Eukaryota, Phaeophyceae, Ectocarpales, Ectocarpaceae. The record is from the annotation of a GenBank genome assembly.
AUGAUCGGGACCUACCAUGGGGCGCGCUUCUGGUGCAACCUCGACGCGUGCGGGAUCCUGUGCGUCCUGGCGACAUGGUCCAUGCUGCUCUUCUCGGUCUACAUGGUGACCUCGGUGCUGCUGCGCCCGACCCCGUUCGAGCAGUGCCUGUCCGCGCCGAAGGUGCUCACCUCCCUGGCCUUCGUCUCCCUCGCCGCCGUCGCCGCGACGGCGCACGUGAGGACGAUGCUCACGAACCCCGGAGCGGUGCCGCGAGACGCGGCCCCGCCGCCACCCGACACCGGCGGAGGGGGGGAGGGGGGGGUUAAUCGCGGUGGUCGGGGCGAGGAGGAAGAGAACGACCUGGAAACCACUCGCCUCACGAAAACACCGGCGUCCUCUUCGUCGGGUGCUGUUGUUGCCGCGGCAACGCCACCGACCCAGGGCUCGCUUCCUCCAGAGGAGAGGGGCGGCGCGUUGUUGCCGACGUCGUCGGCGGGCCAGCGGCGGGAGAGGCAGGAGGGGGAGGGUCGGGGCGAGCAGCAGCGUGCGUUGAAGUGGUGCUACAAGUGCGACGCCUUUAAGCCAGCACGGGCUCACCAUUGCAGCCUUUGCCAGCGGUGCAUCGUCAAGAUGGACCACCACUGCCCGUGGGUGAACAAUUGCGUGGGCAUCGGAAACCAGAAGCUCUUCUUGCUGUUCUGCGCCUACACUUGCGCGCUUUGUGUGUUCGCGUUGAUGAUCGAACUGGUCGUAAUGGUACUUAUCGGGGACGACCGUCGUUCAGAGGAGUGUCGCCUCUCGCCGUCCGACCACGCGGCGACCGUUGCCCUGACGGCCAUCUCCAUCAUGUUCGGGCUCUUCACGUGCUGCAUGGCGUGCGACCAGUGCCAGGUGGCUUCGACCAACCAGACCAAGAUUGACAGGCUCAAGGGCGAAGUCCACGACUCGGUGGACGGCGGCGCGAACGAGGUGUUCGGCGGAAUGGACGGACAAAAGUGUCGGUGUCACUGGGUGUUGCCGCUGCCGGCGCGCUUCCCGGAGGGUGACGCCGCGGCCAGAAUAUUCGGCUACUGCACCGGCAGGCGCGGUCGAGGCCGCGACGGGGGCGGCCAGACGCGCGCCCUGGCAAGCGGCGGCGGGGACGGUGGCGAUGCCAGUGAUUUGGCCGGUGACGGCGGCGGCGGCGGCGGCAAGGGGGACUUGUACGCCACCCCCGAGGCCGAAGCUGGCUUGAGGCACUCGGCGGAGCGGAGCUUGGGGGAGCGAGUGGCGGCGAUGCCUGAGGCGGACUGCGGGUCCGAAGGAGAGUUUCGGUAG